AUGCCGGCGCGGUCACUUCUUGCGAUGAGCACGCGGGUUGCUGUGCAGAAUGUUCGAAGUUUGACGGAUAUCGGGAAUAUCCCAUACUCGUUGGCGAGGCCUUUUCUCAUCAAAGUCGAAAGCCCAAAGCAGUUGCGAGAACUUGAAAAAAACUCCCCCCACAUAAUGCAAGACGACCGAGAAUUAUGGAUGGAUUUCAUCAAACGCGACAUCCCUCAAUGGGAACAAUACGACAUCCCCCAAGAAUCCGAUUGCUGGUACGACAUCUACUGCGAUUUACUCGAACAAGUCCAACGCGAAGUCGAAGAAGGCGCCCUUCAACUGAAACAAGCCGUCGAUAAAUUCUACUCUGACAAGGCUAACAAUGCGGCUGUGCUUGUCAAGGAUACAAGUCGUCUACCCAAGCCACGACGCAGGUUUCAUACGAGCGGAACAAGAUCGGAACCGAAGAAGAAUAGUAUUUUUAGUAGUAAGAGGAAUAAGGUGUUGGCUGUGCCGACGCAUCAGUUGCAUAGUGGUGCGUCGAGGAUUAAUCAUGUUCCUCAGUGGUUGGUUGAUGAGCAUAAACAGGCGCCGUCUUCGCCUACGACGUUAGCGUCGAAGCCUACGUCCAAGCCUAUACAACCGUCUACCGGCAGACAAUCUCAAGCGUCGUCGCCACCUCGAGUGUCUGCCCCUCGACCACGGGUAUUAGGUCGGCCGUCUUCCGUGUCAGCGACUGACAAGGCUAAAUCUGAGAUGCCUACUGGAAGUCGACCGAUUGUGCCGGGUAAACGUGGUCCGGACAGGUCUCCGCCACGGACCCUGUCAAGUCGUUCCGAGCCAGUUGGGACACCUCCAGUUCGUGCGUCGCCGGCGUCACCUGCGAAGCCUCUUAUUAGAAAGCGUCCUGCCGCGAGUCAGCCGAAUAUUUUCAUUCAGAAGAAGCGGAGGAUUUGA
Talaromyces stipitatus ATCC 10500 is the source of this 939-nucleotide messenger RNA. RefSeq names its product RNA polymerase II transcription factor SIII (Elongin) subunit A, putative. The transcript has 3 exons. NCBI's taxonomy places the organism in Eukaryota, Fungi, Ascomycota, Eurotiomycetes, Eurotiales, Trichocomaceae. Gene Ontology annotation, biological process: transcription elongation by RNA polymerase II. Gene Ontology annotation, cellular component: elongin complex; nucleus. Bases 1 to 939 code for a protein of 312 amino acids. The record is from RefSeq and is a predicted model, not a curated record.